CGGCGAAAGAACGUUGCUCAGCGCGUGUACCGAAUUUAAAAAUCUAUUGAAAAUAAAUGUUAUUUCUCCACCGAGGAAGACAUUUUAUUCCUCGUUUUACUGGUGUAAUGAAUGCGAGAGGCACAGUGACUGUACAAUUUGGGAGGGAGUUGUCAGGGCAAAAAUCCAUUGGCAUGAAUGUAAAACUAUGCAAUGAACGGGGGCACAAUUGUUAUUUUCUAUUUCAGCUAGAGAGGGUUGCUUAAAAGGGGGGCAGUAUUUUCCAUUUUCGCUUCUACAGAGCACACAGUCUGUUGUUUUAGUAGCGAGUCAAGCAAGCGGGCGCGCGCUGUUGAUGGGGUACUUGAGCUGCAGAUUUGCUCAGCACGCUCACGGAACUUGUCUAUCUGCGCGACAACGUGUUUGGCUGAGUGGUGGCUAAUGGCUGCCAUAGAAAGUGAGAAAGACAACAACAAAUGAAUCCUUGAGAGAAGACGAAAACAGGAAGAGGAUGGUGAGCAGCCAGCCGAAGUAUGAGCUGAUCCAGGAGGUGGGGCGUGGCAGCUACGGUGUGGUGUACGAGGCGGUGGUGAAACGCACUGGAGCCCGGAUGGCCGUGAAGAAGAUCCGCUGCCACAGCCCAGAGAAUGUAGAGUUGGCCCUCAGGGAAUUCUGGGCCCUGAGCAGUAUCCAGAGCCAGCACCCCAAUGUCAUCCACCUUGAGGAGUGUGUCCUGCAGAGAGAUGACCUGGCUCAGAGGAUGAGCCAUGGGUCCAGCUCUCCACUAUACCUAGAGCUGGUGGAGACAUCUCUGAAGGGAGAGAUUACCUUUGACCCCUGCUGUGCCUACUACCUGUGGUUUGUCAUGGACUUCUGUGACGGAGGAGACAUGAAUGCUUACCUGUUGUCCCGUAAACCCAGCCGCAAGACCAACACCAGCUUCAUGCUGCAGUUAGGAAGUGCCCUGGCCUUCCUCCACCGAAACCAGAUCAUCCACCGGGACCUGAAGCCUGACAACAUCCUUAUCUCCCAGGGAAGGACCUUGGCUGGAACCCCCGAGCCGACCCUGAAGGUUGCCGACUUCGGCCUAUCCAAGGUCUGCUCCACGUCGGGCCUUAACCCUGAGGAACCAGCAUCUGUCAACAAGUGUUUCCUUUCCAUGGCGUGCGGCACAGACUUCUACAUGGCUCCAGAGGUGUGGGAGGGCCACUACACGGCUAAAGCAGACAUCUUUGCCCUGGGCAUCAUCAUCUGGGCCAUGGUGGAGCGCAUCACGUUCGUGGAUGUGGAGACCCAGAAAGAGCUCCUGGGAAGCUAUGUGCAGCAGGGGGAGGAGAUCGUGCCCCUCGGGGAGGCGCUCCUGGAGAACCCCAAGAUGGAGCUGUUGAUCCCUGCCAGGAUGAAGAGCAUGAAUGCCGGCAUGAAACAGCUUAUCAGGGAGAUGUUGUCGUUCAACCCUCAGGAGAGGCCUGACGCCUUUGAACUGGAGCUGCGACUGGUCAGGAUCGCCUGCAGAGAGCUCGACUGGGACACGUGAUAAUGGGGGUGGAUAGGAGGGGAGAGGACCAUUGGACUUGUAGUCACAAUGUCAAGAACAUGUAUCUAGGCCUAAUUCACCACUGUUUGCUCUUGUGACGGAGGCAACACAAAUAUAAUUUUUUCGCUCUCUCUCUCCAAGGGAACAAUUCAAAGUCUGCAAAGAUUUUGGCUUUGCAGUUGGAUAUUGGAUCGGAAGUACUGGUAAACCUAGCUCAACAGGUUGACAGCCAGUCUGUAUAAAUUGUUGUUUUGAAUGUUAACAUGGCAACGCUGUCCAUUAGCACAUUCAGCUGUCUGUCUUGCAGAAGGAGAUGCGUUGCUAGCUACCCCACUGCUACUGGUUUAGGUUAACCUGUUAAAGUUGACUCUGUAGUUUGCCUACAAAUGCCACCCCAGACUCUGUGGUAAUAUUCAUACUAAAGUUAUGAUACAGGGAGACUAUCCUGUUAUGAUAUGGAUGCAAUUAUACACACAGGUCCACACCUCAGUGAUCGUAAACUGUGCACGGCUGGUUUUACCAGAAUUCUGUGACCACACCCUGCUCUUCCCUUUCAACAAACAUGCACACGCACACUUCCCACUGCUCAGGUAAAAACGAAGAGAUACUGUUUGUUGAGAUUUGUAGACAAACAGCUGUUUUUGAAGAGAGAGCAACAUGACAUCAGAGGCCUGUGUAUUCUGAGCUGGCCUUGAGCCAAUUAUGGGAAUUAGGCUAGUGGGAGCUGACAGUCUUGGUAUGCCAGUGCAGACCUAACCUAGCAAUUCCCAGCCCAGUGCAGACCUAACCUAGCAAUUCCCAGCCCAGUGCAGACCUAACCUAGCAAUUCCCAGCCCAGUGCAGACCUAACCUAGCAAUUCCCAGCCCAGUGCAGACCUAACCUAGCAAUUCCCAGCCAGCCAGCCAGUGUCAUGAUUGGCCCCGAAUGAAAAUAAUUUGAGGAAUGGAGUGUUUGGAAUGUAAAUUAAAUUAAGUCACAUAACUUAAAGGCCAGAGACAACAAGCUGCUUGUUCUAAAUGCAUAAAGGAAUGUGUUCCUACCCCAAACAACAUCAAUAUAUUUGGCUGAAGAGUCAGUGUUCUGCUUGUAUUAAUAUAAUAUAGAGCUUGAAUUUAGACUUGAAUUCUCACAAUUGGAGGUCAGUUUAGUUAUGAAUUAAACCUGUGUGAACGGUAUGGUUAGGGGUUCUACUUCAGUGGCAAUCAGUUGACGACAAAUGCACUUUUAUUUUGUUUUCCUUUAUCUUAACUUACCCUGCUAUCUAUCACCUUGAGAAGGCUGGAUAUGGUGUGACGACACCAGUGUUUACUAGGGGCCUUGGAGGACGCAUUGUCAAACAAAAAGUCUACUUAUGCAUGCAAUGCCUCGCACCUUCAAAGAGGAAGAGAGAGCGAGGGGAGACACCAGCACAGCACACACACCUCCCUGAGCCCAGAGGCGCAAUAGUUUGACACAAUACCAUUUGUUUAACCUUCUCUUUUAUUUAUUUAUAUAUAUAUAUAUAUAUAUAUAUAUAUAAUUUUAAAAAAAUGAGGGGCAACUACUGACUGUAGUUGCCCCCGUUUUAAUCUCUCACACACACCUCAGUUUACCCUGGCUCGUACUGGUAAUCCCUUUCUCCAUGCUUCCUUCCGACAGACCCAUACUAAGCCUAUUUAGGCUUUUGGUAUAGUUGAAAGACGUACAGGAAGGCUCAUCUCGGGAUCCCGGCUUAUCGCCUUGCAAGUCCAAACUUUCUGCGCUUCUAACAGUUGUGGGAGCGUAUCAAUACCAUAAAAUGUUCAUCUGAAAAUGUAGUUUGAGUGUCAUUCUUAAACCGUGGCAGAACUUGUAAAAUGUGUUUCGUACGACCUGGCUGUCGCCUGCAUUAUUACCUUUUUAAAAUGUCUUCCAUUGCCAAAAUACUCGUCUUUCAUGAUGUUAACAUACUUUAUGCUUUAUUUGAAUAUCUCCACACACUAGCACGUAUAGCACUAUAUUGUUUGAUUUUUGUGUCGGCCAGGCACAGUUUUGUUGAGAAUUUUGACUUUGGGGUUCUUAUCUCAACUAUUUUACGCCCAUAAUGUUAGCACGGAUUGUGCUUUUAGAUGAAUCUUUUAUUAAAGGGGCAAUCAGUUGCUACAUCCAUUUUUGAACUUAUCAUUAAUUUAGAAGUACCCAUUGAUUCAUGAAGAAUAUAAAUUGAUGCCUCAUGAGUUUAAACUGUUGUACCCCAUCAGAAUGCAAAAUACACUGUACAAAACAUUAGGAACACCUUCCUAUUAUUGAGUUGCACCAUCUUUUGCCCUCACAAUUUCAUUGUGGCAUGGACUCUACAAGGUGUCAAGCAUUCCACAGGGAAUGCAACUGAAUGACUCAUGCUUCCCACAGUUGUGUCAAGUAGGCUGGAUGUCCUUUGGCUGGUGGACCAUUUUUGAUGCAUGGGAAACUGUUGAGCUGUGAAAAACCCAGCAGUGUUGCAGUUCUUGACAUUCUCCAACUGGGGCACCUACUACCAUACCCCGUACAAAGGCACUUAAAUCUUUUGUCUUGCCUGUUCACUCUGAAUGUCACACAAUCCAUAUCUCAAUUGUCUCGUGGCUUAAAAAUCCUUCUUUAACCUGUCUCCCCUUCAGCUACACUGAUUUUGAAGUGGAUUUAACAAGUGACAGCAAUAAGGGAUCAUAGCGUUCACCUGGUCGGUCUGUAAGCACAGGUGCUCCUAAUGUUUUGUGCACUCUGACUAUAUACUGUAUAUGAGCUACUACAGAGGUUAAAGGAGGAGGCUCAUGGACGUGACUGGAUUACUACGUUCUGUUUUCAAGGGCCUUGACAGUGAGUUGUAUAUUUGCUGUGAUGUUUAUUUUUUUUUUCAAACAGUUGCUUCUGUUAUCUUCUGUCAUUGAUACAGAAGUGUGUUUAUAAUUACAGUUGGAUACUGUAUUGGUGUGGUGGUAAUUGUCUUCAUUGGCUGAAGUUGGUUUGUGUGACAAGAUUGGGUACACACAACCGGGGUCAACAACUCAAACGUCUUUGCUGCUUCUGAUGAGCUUGACAUGGGGAAAGAGCUUGUUGCCUGAAAUAUAAUCCUACCAGACUCAGAUGUGUCAUCUUUGGUGAAAUCUGCGUCCCAAAUGGCACCCUAUUGCCUAAGUGCACUACUUUUGACCACAGGCCCUGGUCUAACAGUACUAUAUAUAUUAUGGAAAAGGGUGGAUUUGGGACACGCAAGUGCCCUAUUCAGAACAGGACCCAUUACAAAGAGAAACCUCAUCAGUUGAAAAUAACCAAGCACCAGUGUACAUUACAACCAGGUGUGUGGGGGGAGGGGCUCAAACUUUUCUAUGAACAGUAUUUCCUUUGUAUUUCAAUGUAAGAUAUUUUUGAAGAGAUUAAAUGAAAUGGAUCAAUA
Messenger RNA from Oncorhynchus kisutch (coho salmon), 4908 nucleotides. Its product is annotated as serine/threonine-protein kinase pdik1l. The record is from RefSeq and is a predicted model, not a curated record. Gene Ontology annotation, molecular function: ATP binding; protein kinase activity. Gene Ontology annotation, cellular component: cytoplasm; nucleus. The transcript has 3 exons. Lineage: Eukaryota; Metazoa; Chordata; Actinopteri; Salmoniformes; Salmonidae. Bases 491 to 1516 code for a protein of 341 amino acids. Gene Ontology annotation, biological process: protein phosphorylation; negative regulation of G2/MI transition of meiotic cell cycle.